AUGAAUGUAUCAGUCUGUAUCGGCGUCAAAUUACAAUCGCUACUAGAAAUACUUUUUAAAGGGGUGGAGGGUGUUGCACUUUGUGCUGCUUUGAUUGUAGAUGCAAUGACCAGGGUUGAAGAUUUGAACAACGAAUUUGAAAUCACGCUAACUAUAUUUGAGGGUUCCAGUAUGCUUCUUGAUGUUGACAUGGAUGGUGAUGCUUUGCCUCAAUUUGAUAUUGGCAGUCCUGCAAUGUACAGCCUUGGUUUUGUUGCUGAGGGAACACGGACAGAUUUGGAAGAUGGUUCUGAUCUUAAUUCGGGUUCAACAGUAUGGGUACUCCCUGGCUUAGAAAUCCUCCAGCCUGGGUAUAUUUUGUCUGUUGAGGCAUAUGUAAAAACACCCGGACUAGUGAAUUUAUUGAUUUUGAAGCCGAUUUGUGCAGGAGGGGGUGAUGUGUACUGUCCCCAUAACAACGAGUGUGUCACAGAGAGCAGUUGCAACUACGUAUUUGAUUACCCGUCAAAUCCAGAGUACACUGAAUAUUGUGACGCAAACGGGAUAUACUGUGCCUUAUCAGGGACAUGUGAAGAUCCCGAUAAUACGCCAGAGUGCACAGUUAAGAAUAACAGGUAUGACGAAGCAAGUCCAAGAAAUGACUACGAGGUGGUUGCUUCUAUACCUGUGACGUUCACCAAAACCAACGCCUACGAAUACGUGAAAAUACCAAUUGCUGGCAUCAAAGCGGGAGUUGUUGCGGAAAUUGGCUAUAUAAUUGGCUACGAAACUACUUUAGCAGGCAUCGGCUGGCAAAAUGUCACAAAUAAUACCAUUGAGUACCAAUACUCGGCGGUGCCUCACGGCGUUGGAAGUACACUGGCUAAAUCGGACGCUACAGCCUUUGAGAUUCAGCAUUACAUCCGGGUGACCACAGUGAAAGAGCUACAGACUCUCAUUACGUAUACAUUUCCAACCUACGGAGACCAUCCCAUCACAGUUAAUGUAACUAAUGAUUUGGGUUCUGAACAAAAAACUUGCACAGUUACCAUUCAACAAAAUAUAACAGAUUUAUUACUGACGAUGGAUAACCACACUGAAGUUAGGUCUACUGAAGAAGCUACUCUGUUCGUUUGGCUACAACGGGGUAUUCCAGCACUUUUGUCGAUCGAUUGGGGAGAUGGCUCUCCAACGGAAGAAGUAGAUAGAAAUUCAACUAGCCCUGACGUGCCAGACAAUAUUACACACUUAUUUAAUGCCUCUGGCAACAUGACAGUAAAGGUAAACGCAAGUAAUCUGUGGAACUGGGAAGUAUUUGAAUUGGAGAUCACAGUUUACAACCCGGUUGAUUUAGAUGCAUAUGAAAUUACUACAAAUAGUCCGCAACCAAAUGGAUUAAGAGAUGUUAAAGGCGUUAUUACGAUCGUAACAUCAUACACUAACGGUGCUGUAAAGCCAGCAACUUUCGCUGACGUCACAAUAACCGGUGGUUAUGCAUUUGAUGAGGUCCUUAAAGACAAGAUAUAUGACAUCACAUCUGUUGGCGACUCCUGUACUUUAAAAAUCGAAUUCACGUACCCUGGUGUAUACCUCCUCACUUUAAAGUUCGAGAAUCCCAUCAAUAGUGAGGAAUAUGAAGUCGAGGUUGAGAUCCUGGAUAUUAUCUAUGGUUUUGAGGUUACACCGCGACAUAUACCGGUCGAAGAACAAUUCAGAUCGCCAGAAGAUGGCACUUUUAUUGAUGGCGUUUGGUAUAUGCCAAUUGAAGUACCGGUUUUAUUCACAGCAACGGUAGAACAAGGUAACGACAUUGCAUAUACAUAUGAAGAUUUCGGUGAUGGAAGUGUUGCAGUAAGUACACGGGAAGAGGUCUACAGCCAUAAGUAUAGUUCCUAUACACAGGCCUUAAAGCCGGUCACUCACUGCGCCCCAGCGGUCUCCGGUUGA
Messenger RNA from Anneissia japonica, 1926 nucleotides. RefSeq lists its product as uncharacterized. The coding region runs from base 1 to 1926 and encodes 641 amino acids. The record is from RefSeq and is a predicted model, not a curated record. The transcript is spliced from 10 exons. Lineage: Eukaryota; Metazoa; Echinodermata; Crinoidea; Comatulida; Comatulidae.